ACCAAACCAAAUACACUCUCCCUCUCUCUACUCGAUCUCCCUCUCUCCCGCAACAUGGUCAAGGAAGCCAUCACCAACGGCCGGCGCAGCCACGGCCAUGGCUCCGAGGUAACGGUCAUGGUGGCCUCGACGGUUGCGCCGGCGCUGCCGGUGCAGGAGCACCGCCUGCCGCUAUCCAACCUGGACCUCAUCCUGCCGCCUGUCGACGUCGGCGUCUUCUUCUGCUACGCGGACCCCGGCAGCAGCCACCACCCGUCGGCAGCCCUGAAGGCGGCGCUGGCGAAGACGCUGGUGGCGUACUACCCGCUGGCCGGGGAGAUGGCGGCAAAUGCGGCGGGCGAGCCCGAGCUGCUGUGCAGCGGCCGCGGGGUGGACUUCGCGGAGGCGGUGGCCGACGGCGCCGAGCUGCGGGAGCUGAGGCUGGGCCUGCCGGACGAGAGCGUCGAGCAGCUCGUGCCCAAGAAGAAGGACGGCGUCAUGUGCGUGCAGGUGACCAAGUUCAGGUGCGGCGGCGUCGUCGUCGGCUGCUCCUUCGACCACCGUGUCUGCGACGCCUACUCCUUCAACAUGUUCCUCGUCGCGUGGGCCGCAGCCGCCCGGGGCAGCUCCGCGUCACCGGGUCCGUCCUUCCACCGCUCGUUCCUCGCGCCGCGUGAACCGUCACCAACGUGCGCCGGCACCCUCGCGGACCGCCUCUUCGUCCCUGUCAGCUGCGCGCCAGCCCCGCCAGCCACGGCACCCGACGCCGCCAACCGCAUCUACCGCGUGUCCUCGGCCGACGUCGCUGCGCUGCAGGAAUCGGCGGGGCCCGGACGCACGAAGCUUGAGGCUUUCACGGCCCUCCUGUGGCAGCUCCACGCCAGGGCGGCCUCGAUGGGCCAGCGUUCGUGCUGCAUGGGCGUGGUCGUGGACGGGCGCACUCGCCUCCGACGUGACGGCGCCAUGAAGGCCUACUUCGGUAACGUCCUGACCAUCCCGUACGGCGUCAUAGGGUCCGACGACCUGCGCGGCAUGGCCCUCGCCGACGUGGCGAACGACGUGCACCGGUGGGUCACGGAGGCCGCCACCGGCGAGCACUUCCAGGAGCUCGUCGACUGGGUCGAGGCCCAGCGGCCCGAUCCCACGGUGGCGAGGGCCUACCUGGGCCGCGGCAGCGACGGCGAGGACGCGACGGCCUGCGUGGUGUCGUCGGGGAUGCGGCUCCCGGUGGGCGAGGUCGACUUCGGGUGGGGCCAGCCGGCGUUCGCAUCGUACCACUUCCCCUGGCCCGGCGGCGCCGGGUACAUCAUGCCGAUGCCUAGCGCGCGCGGGGACGGCGACUGGGUGGUGUACGUCCACGCGGCGCCGGAGGUGGUAGCGGUGAUGGAGGAGGAGCCAACCGUGUUCAAAGCCCUGGAGAGUAGCUACAUAUUCGGUUGAUGUGGCAAGGGAAGCUAGGUACAUACGAGAUCAUGUUUAGUAAGUUGAUGGCGCCAUCGCGUCAUCGUGCAUGUGUACAUGUCUAGUCUGUGGUUUACCUUGCGUUCCGUGCGUGUACGUGUGGCACGUACUUGUACUGUACUGUUAUGUACGCAGCACUGCGGGGGACAGUCAAAUGGGUCGACGGCACUAUUGUAAUCGUGAUAUCACGUUGUCUAAUCAAUGGGAAUAAUAUCGUACCCUCGUA
Phragmites australis (common reed) is the source of this 1666-nucleotide messenger RNA. RefSeq names its product coniferyl alcohol acyltransferase-like. Bases 55 to 1419 code for a protein of 454 amino acids. The transcript has 2 exons. The record is from RefSeq and is a predicted model, not a curated record. Lineage: Eukaryota; Viridiplantae; Streptophyta; Magnoliopsida; Poales; Poaceae. Gene Ontology annotation, molecular function: acyltransferase activity, transferring groups other than amino-acyl groups.